AUGCAGAAUAAAACGCCGGAUAUAGAUUUAACAAAAUAUGAUUGUGAGAAAAUGAUGAAAAAAUCUGAACAAGGAGACGCGGUAAGGAAUGAAAUGCUGCAUGAUUUUGGAUUUUACUUCAAUCCAUUGGCCAUGAAAACUCUUGAGCGUUUCGAAAUUCAGAUUGAAGACUUCUCAUUUACAGCAUUUAAUGCUGAUAUGACUUUAAAAACAAAUAUUUCAUAUCCAACUGUUAAACUACAAAUGAAUGGAUAUGAAAAAAGUCACAAGAGAAUUUCUUCAAAAAAGGAGCUUUUGCUUGUCGUCAAGAACAAAGACGAGAAAUGGAAGAACUUUUCAGAAACUCACUUUUUGCCAGAAUUCAAUUUUUUUGUGGAUAAAUAUAAAGAUUUUGAAGUCCGUGAGGAUGACAUUAUAAUUUCUGGAUUUCCACGUUCAGGAACGACUCGUGCUCAAGAAAUGGUCUGGCUUGUUGCAAAUGAUUGUGACUUUGAAAGUGCUUUGAAGCAUGAGUCUGAUGUUCGAUGUCCUUACUUUGAUCAUCCAGGUUGGAGUUUCCUGUUCCGCAAAAAUACAAUGGCUUGUUCCUUGGAUGAAAUGCCAAGUCCAAGAAUCUUAAAAACUCACUUACCUGUCCAACUCCUUCCUGAUCAAGUGUGGACUAAGAAACCAAAAAUAAUUUAUGUAUCAAGAGAUGUUAAGGAUGUCGCUGUGUCUAACUAUCAUUUUUGGUAUUCACUAGCUGUAAAAAGAAAGAUGGACAUGGAAGAGUAUUUUGAUUCCUUUAUGAAUGACACAAUAGUUUAUGCACCAUACAGACAGUCAGUUCAAAAUUACCUAAAUUUACCAAAUUAUGAGAAUAUCAUGUACAUCACAUAUGAAGGAAUGUGUGCUGAUUUAGAUGGAACUAUUCUUAAUAUAGCAAAAUUUUUAGGAAAAAGUAUUUCAAUAGAAAAUAGGCAAAAGUUAAAAGAGCAUCUAAGGUUUGACAACAUGAAAAAAAAUGGAGCUACAAACAACAAAAGUGUCUUGACAAAUAUUCAAGAAUUUACAGACGGCAAAGAAGGCGACAGUGAGAAUUUCAUAAGAAAAGGAAUCAUCGGAGACUAUAAAAACAGCAUGUCCAAAGAAUAUAUUGACAAGUUCAAUAAAUGGUACGCGGAAAGAGACUUUAUGAAUGAAGGCUUCACAUACAGAAAAGUCGAGGAAAAAUGCACAGAUUAAGGAUAAGAUUUCGAGAUAGUGAUUAAUUGAAAAAUCACUUUUAGGUCUACUUAAUUAUGAUAUUUUAUAGCUUUAUACUAUUUUAAUAGCUUUGCUUCAGAGAUGCUUCUAGUAAGUGUGUAAUAAAAUUAAGUUUUGUGUAGAUUUGAAAUAAAG
Molecule: messenger RNA, 1380 nt
Organism: Chironomus riparius
Lineage: Eukaryota; Metazoa; Arthropoda; Insecta; Diptera; Chironomidae
Source: the annotation of a GenBank genome assembly